This is a messenger RNA of Carlito syrichta (Philippine tarsier), 3914 nucleotides long. RefSeq names its product adiponectin receptor 2 (gene ADIPOR2). The transcript has 7 exons. Gene Ontology annotation, biological process: adiponectin-activated signaling pathway. Bases 83 to 1243 code for a protein of 386 amino acids. The record is from RefSeq and is a predicted model, not a curated record. Gene Ontology annotation, cellular component: plasma membrane. Gene Ontology annotation, molecular function: signaling receptor activity. Lineage: Eukaryota; Metazoa; Chordata; Mammalia; Primates; Tarsiidae.
GGUCAUCUCACUAUCCUGAAAGUUUAUUCUCCCAAGAAGAAAGAACAGAAAGAUCGCUUUGUACUAAAGUCUUGGGUGUCCCAUGAACGAGCCAGCAGAAAACCGAUUGGGGUGCAGUAGGACUCCAGAGCCAGACAUAAGGCUCAGAAAAGGGCACCAACUUGAUGGUACAAGGGGAGGUGAUAAUGACAACCACCAAGGAGAUUUGGAGUCCAUUUUAGAGGCAUCUGUUCUUUCUUCCCAUCGUAAAACGGGUGCUGAGGAACAUGAAUGCAAUGACGAAGCUUCUCAGGAAGAUGAGGGGUUUAUGGGCAUGUCCCCUCUCUUACAAGCCCACCAUGCCAUGGAAAGAAUGGAGGAGUUUGUUUGUAAGGUAUGGGAAGGUCGGUGGCGAGUGAUCCCUCAUGAUGUACUACCAGACUGGCUCAAGGAUAAUGACUUCCUUUUACACGGACACCGGCCUCCUAUGCCUUCUUUCCGGGCCUGUUUCAAGAGCAUUUUCAGAAUACACACAGAGACAGGCAACAUCUGGACACAUCUCUUAGGUUGUGUAUUCUUCCUGUGCCUGGGGAUCUUUUAUAUGUUUCGCCCAAACAUCUCUUUUGUGGCUCCUCUGCAGGAGAAGGUGGUCUUUGGGUUAUUUUUCUUAGGAGCCAUUCUCUGCCUUUCUUUUUCAUGGCUCUUCCACACAGUCUACUGCCACUCAGAAGGGGUCUCCCGUCUCUUCUCUAAACUGGACUACUCUGGUAUUGCUCUUCUGAUUAUGGGAAGUUUUGUUCCUUGGCUUUAUUAUUCUUUCUACUGUAAUCCACAACCUUGCUUCAUCUACUUGAUUGUCAUCUGUGUGCUGGGCAUUGCAGCCAUUAUAGUCUCCCAGUGGGACAUGUUUGCCACCCCUCAGUACCGUGGAGUAAGAGCAGGAGUGUUCUUGGGCCUAGGUCUGAGUGGAAUCAUUCCUACCUUGCACUACGUCAUCUCGGAGGGAUUCCUGAAGGCUGCCACCAUUGGGCAAAUAGGCUGGUUGCUGUUGAUGGCCAGUCUCUACAUCACAGGAGCUGCCCUGUAUGCUGCCCGGAUCCCUGAACGCUUCUUUCCUGGCAAAUGUGACAUCUGGUUUCACUCUCAUCAGCUGUUUCAUAUCUUCGUGGUUGCUGGAGCUUUCGUUCACUUCCAUGGUGUCUCAAACCUCCAGGAAUUCCGUUUCAUGAUUGGCGGGGGCUGCAGUGAAGAGGAUGCACUGUGAUACCUACCCAUAGCCAGGGACUGUGACCUUGACCCAGGGCCUGCAACACCUGCGGGCCUCCCCGCUGGCCAUUGAUGCCAGUACCAGAGGAGCCCCAAAACUUUGACAGCCUCAUGGGCUUUGUGACAGCCCAGGGGCUCCAUGUGGUACGUGACUGAGAAGAGAAAAAAAUAAAUCAUACCUCAAAGGACGAAGUGCAUCAAUUUGGAGAAAAGGAGAAAUAGCCCAAACCCUGGCUUGUUCUUGGGAUCUACCGAUUAAGGGCUCUGCAAGACCCUUGACAAGCUGGCUUCUGCUCCGUAUCAUAUUUAUUUGUCAAAGAUGGGGAAACAGUGGAGCUGGUGGUUCUUUCUUCUCCCUCUCUCUCUCCUUAGGAUGAUAAUACAAACCAAUGUAGGUGGACAUUUAUAUCCAAUUAAGGGGUGGGAGUGUGAUUUUAGAUGCUCUUUUGGGAGAACACAGACAGUAGUGUAAAUAAGAUUUCUAACUUACCGUUUCAAUAAGAAUUUCUAUAAAUGUUUAAAACAUAGGGUAGGGGAGGGAGGGAGAAUUUUGUAUAGAAUGAAACAUGCAAGUACCACACACUGUUUCAAUUUUGCACAAAGUGACUGAAGGAGGAUCAGGUGAUAGCCCCGGAGUGUACAGUGUCUUGGUUCACCAAGGUGCCUUUAAAGGCCAACACACCUUGGACUCUGGUGGGGCAGAGCACAGCCCCAGCGCAGUGGUCACUGACCGUUGUCAAGCCUGGGAGCCUGUGGGAGUCCCGAGGUCGAGGGAAGUAGUAUGUGUUUUCUCCGGGGAAGCAGCACACACAUAGCUGGCAGUGUGUGUUAGAUAAAGGCUCUAGUUAAGGUGUCAUCUGAGGCUGACUUGAGGUUGGUAGUGACCCUUACUCUUUCUGUGGAGGAGAGCCACCUGCUUCUGCCAUUAUGCUGGUAAAGGUGGUGGGGAUGGUGGAAGGGCUCAGGAAAUGUUAGCAUGGGCUUAUCUGAUCACUUCCUGGCAUUCUGCUCAAUUUUGUGGUAACUCUUGUAAGAGCGGUGUGAGUUUUCCUCCUCCUCACUGUGGAGCUCUGUAACACCCUGCAUACUUCCUUCUGUUGAAAACCACUGCCCUAACUACCCUUCCUCUUCCUGGGAAUACACAUGGACCUUUCCCUGACAUCAUAGUUGGCAUGGAGGUGGCCAGAAAUGAGAUUCUGUCUUGUCCAGGUUUCUUUUGAGCUCAGUACAUAGGCCGGGAGACCCUUCCGUUGGAUUAGAAAAGAUGAGUUUCACCUCUGGCACGCAGUCUUGGUAAGCCUAGGUGUGACAGACACUGCAGCACUCAUUGAACAAGAAAGCCAGCAGAACUCUUGUAAAGCCAGGUCUAGUACCCACUGUGGAGCUGCCAGCAUGGUGCAAAGCUUAAAGGAAAUGGUAUGUCAUUGCCAGGGGGUCUGCCAAAAUCCUUAGAGCCCUGGCUUUGAAUUGCUGCUAGAAGUGCUAAACAAUUGCUUAUGUUGCAGGGUUAUCUUGUGGGGUCAGGGAGAGAGUGGUGGGGGAAGUAUCUGGUUCACAGAAUUCUGAUCUGGCCUCCUGGUGAACCACCAAAAAUAGCACCCGAGUCUUAGGUUGCUGUCAUCAAAGACUUGGGGUGGCUCCAUUACAUCCUGGGGACUGUAUUAGAACUAAACCUUGAGGCCCUAAGCAUAGGGGCUGGUAUCCUCAGUGGGUAUUGGGGAUAUGGGUCUCUUUAUUUAUUCAGCAGAGUCUUCUCAGAUCUUUUUCUCCCUUCUUCCCCUUCCAAUCUCCAGUAAAAGCUGGGAUCCAUGAAGAAAGACUCCAGUGUAGAAGUUGGGAAGAACUUAAGAGUAUUUUGGUUCUGGAUAAGGUCACUGCCCUGGGUGCUAGGUAGACCGAGCAAAAGACAGUGGGUGAACUGGUGCAGUGCCUGACAGAAUUCUGAAGAAUAGUAUUAAUCCCUUUGAGAAUAUAUAGUCCAGCAGGACGGUGGCCCUCUGGGUGGACGCGCACUUAGUUUCAUGGGAGCAACAGCACGUAUCAGAAGCCAGCCUUGCUCUUUGGUCAUGCACUUUGGGGUACAGGGUACAGGGUGCAGCCCGGUAACACCACCAGCGGGGAUAGCAGGCUCUGGCCCAGUCACCCACGCCCACAGCUGGAAGACUCUGGUUCAACAUAGCACAAACCCUUAGGACAAGUGAAAUUAACUUCACCAAUGUGUAAUCCAGUCAACAUCUCCCUCUCGGGUGUGUGUGUGUGUGGGCAUACGUGUGCCCAUUUCCGUGUGUGUCUACGUGCAGCUCACUACCAACAGCCUCGAUGUGCACUUGAUCUCGCAGUGCUCGCUGAGAACUCUCACCAGGUUGGUGCCUGAAUGCCUUACUCUCAGCAGUCAGAGGCUUGCUUGCUCUGUGCAAAUUUUUAAUUUUCUUUUUUGGCCCUAGGCUGGUUAGGACCUCUACAGCUUCAUUCUUUCACCAUUAAAUAGUGGCCUUUUCAGUAUUUUCCCCCUUCCCCUUUAUAAAUUGCUAAAGCCACAAAGCACAUUUUUGGGGAUCAUAGAAGGUUGAGGUUCAUGAAAGGCAUUUGUUGUGAUAGUUCCAUUCAUGUGGGAUUUCCCUACUUGCUGUAUUCUCAAUUUCUUCUAAUAAAAGCAACCAAAUGGAAUU